Exophiala dermatitidis NIH/UT8656 is the source of this 681-nucleotide messenger RNA. RefSeq lists its product as uncharacterized. NCBI's taxonomy places the organism in Eukaryota, Fungi, Ascomycota, Eurotiomycetes, Chaetothyriales, Herpotrichiellaceae. The record is from RefSeq and is a predicted model, not a curated record. The transcript has a single exon. The coding region runs from base 1 to 681 and encodes 226 amino acids.
AUGGAUCCUCUCCCCAAUACACAGAAGGAGCAGCCAGCCAAGUGGCUAGAAAACAGUGUUCAACGAGCGGAGUGCAGUUCGACCGGUGGCAAACCUUGGUGGUAUCAUCUUGCCGAGUCUAGGAUGCCAGAUCUGUGCAAAGAAGCCAAUCGACUCUUGAAGGAACAAUAUCGAUUGGAGGCAGAGUUAGGGGAAAAGACCACUACAGAACAAAAAUGGUCGCGUAUUGGAACCCAACUGCGUGAACAAAAGCCCGCCGUCUUUGAGAGUCUAGACCGUCUAGAGAGACACGUCAAGAUCUGGACUGUCUGCGAUAAGGAUGUCAUCUCCCAGCUCUUUGAGGGAGCCGUUACCGAGACCGAACGCCUUAAUGUCCUUUUGGGCAACAACAGCAACGACCUCACCAGCCCUACCCUGGAUCUACGGCAAUACAACGCGUCCUCUUCUUGUUCUCCGUCUCCUAGUCAAGAGAGCCUCCGACGUACGUCCAAUGGCGAUUGCUACAACACCGACGACAGUGUUGAGUUCCAAGUGGAGAAACGGCCAGGCAAGGCUGGUCUGAAAAAGCGUCGCCAGAAAGCAAACCGGAAGAGACGAGCCGCUGAAGCUGCCGCUGCGGCUGCCGCUGAGGCCAACGAGUCCGUUGCGCCGGUACCUGCCCCCGGCGCAAACGAUGGUUAA